Messenger RNA from Trichechus manatus latirostris (Florida manatee), 2755 nucleotides. It is a transcript of the gene BTBD6, whose product is annotated as BTB domain containing 6. The record is from RefSeq and is a predicted model, not a curated record. Gene Ontology annotation, cellular component: cytosol. The transcript has 4 exons. Gene Ontology annotation, biological process: neurogenesis. The coding region runs from base 91 to 1323 and encodes 410 amino acids. NCBI's taxonomy places the organism in Eukaryota, Metazoa, Chordata, Mammalia, Sirenia, Trichechidae. Gene Ontology annotation, molecular function: protein binding.
GCGCCCACGCCGCCCGCUCUCAACAACAACAACUUGGAGAACUCCAACUGGCAAUCCUUCCACCCGACCCUGCGCGAGAGGAACGCACUGAUGUUCAACAACGAGCUCAUGGCCGACGUCCACUUCAUCGUGGGGCCCCUGGGGGCGGCCAGGAGGGUGCCGGCCCACAAGUACGUCCUGGCCGUGGGCAGUUCCGUGUUCUAUGCCAUGUUUUACGGGGACCUUGCAGAAGUCAAGUCAGAGAUUCACAUACCCGACGUGGAGCCGGCAGCUUUUCUCAUCUUAUUAAAGUACAUGUACAGUGAUGAAAUCGACCUGGAAGCGGACACUGUUCUGGCCACCCUCUAUGCCGCCAAGAAGUACAUCGUCCCUGCCCUCGCCAAAGCCUGUGUCAACUUUCUGGAGACAAGUCUGGAAGCAAAAAACGCCUGCGUCCUGCUCUCCCAGAGCCGGCUGUUUGAGGAGCCCGAGCUGACCCAGCGCUGCUGGGAGGUCAUCGAUGCGCAGGCCGAGAUGGCGCUGCGGUCAGAAGGCUUCUGUGAGAUUGACCGGCAGACACUGGAGAUCAUCGUGACGCGGGAGGCCCUCAACACCAAGGAGGCUGUGGUCUUCGAGGCCGUCCUGAACUGGGCCGAGGCGGAGUGCAAGAGGCAAGGCCUGCCGGUCACCCCGCGGAACAAAAGGCACGUUUUGGGACGAGCUCUCUACCUGGUCCGAAUUCCCACCAUGACCCUGGAGGAAUUUGCCAACGGCGCAGCUCAGUCGGACAUCCUAACGCUGGAGGAGACCCACAACAUCUUUCUCUGGUACACGGCUGCCAAGAAGCCCCCCCUUGAGUUCCCCCUGACCAAGAGGAAGGGCCUCGCCCCACAGAGGUGCCACCGCUUCCAGUCCUCGGCCUACCGCAGCAACCAGUGGCGGUACCGGGGGCGGUGUGACAGCAUCCAGUUUGCAGUGGACAGGAGGGUGUUUGUUGCUGGGCUGGGGCUGUACGGGUCGAGCUCCGGGAAAGCUGAGUACAGCGUGAAAAUUGAACUGAAGCGGCUGGGGGUUGUCCUGGCUCAGAACCUGACCAAGUUCGUCUCCGACGGCUCCAGUAACACCUUCCCCGUCUGGUUUGAGAACCCAGUCCAGGUCGAGCAGGACACCUUCUACACGGUGAGUGCGGUCCUGGACGGCAGUGAGCUCAGCUACUUUGGGCAGGAGGGGAUGACUGAGGUGCAGUGCGGCAAGGUGACCUUCCAGUUCCAGUGCUCCUCCGACAGCACCAACGGGACCGGGGUCCAGGGCGGGCAGAUCCCAGAGCUCAUCUUCUACGCCUGAGAUGCCAGGCCUGGCCGUGGUGCACUGUGGAUGGGCACGUGGUAGGUGGCCCCGCUUGUCCCCCUUUCUCCAGAACGUUACCCAAGUAAGUGUGGGUGCUUGGCGCCUGAUGCACACUUACCCCUAGAGCGGGCCAGCUAAGACUUUCAUGGCUUCACUCUGUAUCUCGUGUGUGUGUAGACAGCUGUAGCUGUAAACUGUGAAAUAGAAAGCUUCUCCACAUGGCCAGAGGCUUGCGUUUCUGAGUCUGUGGCUGAGUCUCUGUGGGCCUCACAGGUGUCUGCUGUACAGUGGGGUAUGUGUCUCAGGUGGAGGGCAGCCUCUGGGGUGCAAGGCGGGCCCUGGUCCCCUUCCAGUAGCACCCAUGUAACCUGCUCUGAGGGAUCUGCCAUCAUCCCACACUCUUGGAUUUUAAGUAGUUUCCUGAUAUCGUCCCUCCAAAAUGGUGGGGGAGUCUGUUAAAGCUAUUCGUCUAUUUAAGUGGGUUUUCAUAAUAAAGUUCUAACAAAACCAUGGCCACGCGUAGACAGAUGAGUACAGAAGUCCUACACUGGGUGUUCCACUUCUCACAACGGAGAAGAUGAAAACUACCCUCUGCCAUCGCUACGAGAAAUUGUAAACCACUAGGUGAUGCCGAGUGGUACGCAGAACACGUCCCAGGGAGCCAUCUGUCGCCCGCCCCUGGUCCUGCCUGCCCAGUGUCUGCUCUCUGCCGGCAGGCCGGCUGGGCUCGCUUCCAUUCUAGGUCUACUGACUAGAACGCUCUGUAAAAGGCAGGGCUGGUUGUUUCUACUCAAAGCAUCACGGCGGCUCAGACAAAGCCCUGCUGCACGACUGCCAUUGGUGAGCUUGCUCCAGAGUGCAGCCGGCUCUGAUGACUCACCCCCAACACCACGGGCAGUGGCUCUGUUCCUGGAAUGCCUCCACCUGACCGCUGAGGAGGGGACAGGGAUGUGGCCUCAGGAAGUGAGCAGGGCCGGCGAGCAGAGCCCCAGCCCAGUGUCCCUCUGCUGUGGCUGCCCUCCCUGUGGGGCUGUGCCAUGCUGCUGCCCCCCUGCCCCUCCUUCCUGAUGACCAAAAAGCCCACCUUUCCUAUACCUGGGCCCAGUCCUGCUGGUGCCUUGAGCCACCCACCUAGGCCCCACAUGCUCCCCUCUUUAAUUCAGCGAAACACACUUCUAGACUGAUGGCAAAGUAGGCAGGAGCCUCCCUCUCUAAGCAGCUGUGAACACUAAUUCCCUUCUUUGUAAAGCUCAGCCUCUGCCUGGCCAGGGGGAACGCCACAUGCAGGAGCGACCCCACCCCAUGCCCCCAGCUCCACUGCAACUGCUUGACCCACGUCCACCCGCAGGCAGCCGCCGUCUUGCUGGGUGACCUUUAGGGAGACUCUUCUUACCUGAGAAGUCCUGCACACUCACCUGCUCUCCUCCCA